This is a messenger RNA of Lampris incognitus (smalleye Pacific opah), 1815 nucleotides long. RefSeq names its product polypeptide N-acetylgalactosaminyltransferase 9 (gene galnt9). The record is from RefSeq and is a predicted model, not a curated record. Gene Ontology annotation, cellular component: Golgi apparatus. The transcript is spliced from 11 exons. Lineage: Eukaryota; Metazoa; Chordata; Actinopteri; Lampriformes; Lampridae. The coding region runs from base 1 to 1815 and encodes 604 amino acids.
AUGGCUGUGGCACGCAAAAUAAAAACUUUGCUGACCGUCAACAUUUUAGUUUUUGUGGGAAUCAUUUUGUUCUCAGUUUACUGCAGAAUCCAGGACCGGUCUGAAGAACUGAUCCAGAUAGGUCGUAUUUCUGACCAGAGACUGAGAGCCAGAAAUGGCAAAGUUUCCAACUUGGUGGACAGGCAGUCUAUCCUGCAGAGGCUGGAGCGGCUGGAGGACGUGGUCUACAAUCAGCUGAACGGCUUGGCUAAGCCCAUGGGACUGGUGGAGGGGCCAGGCGGCCUGGGCCAGGGAGGCGCUGCUGCCACUCUGGGGGAGGACAGUCGGGAUGCCGAGGGGAAGUAUGAGGAGUACGGCUACAAUGCUCAGCUCAGUGACCGCAUCUCCCUGGACAGGAGCAUCCCAGACUACAGGCCCAAAAAGUGUAAGCAGUUGACGUACCCAGAGGACCUCCCACAGAUCUCCGUGGUCUUCAUCUUUGUGAACGAGGCCCUGUCAGUCAUCCUGCGCUCCGUCCAUAGCGUGGUCAACCACACCCCAGCACACUUCCUCAAGGAGAUCAUCCUCGUGGAUGAUAACAGUGAUAGCGUGGAGCUGAAGUUUAACUUGGACCAGUAUGUAAACAAACGUUACCCAGGCCUGGUGAAGAUUGUGAGGAAUAGCAAGAGGGAAGGCCUUAUUCGGGCUAGGAUACAUGGCUGGAAUGCUGCCACAGCCCCUGUUGUGGGCUUUUUUGACGCCCAUGUUGAGUUCAACACAGGCUGGGCUGAACCUAUUCUGACCAGGAUGAAGGAGGAUCACACUCGCAUCAUUUUGCCUGCCAUUGACAACAUCAAGUACAACACGUUUGAGGUACAGCAGUAUGCCAACGCAGCUCAUGGCUACAACUGGGGACUGUGGUGCAUGUACAUCAUCCCUCCACAGGAGUGGCUUGACAAGGGCGAUGAGACAGCCCCUAUCAGAACACCUGCUAUGAUUGGCUGUUCCUUUGUUGUCGAUCGAGAAUACUUUGGAGAGAUCGGUCUACUGGACCCUGGCAUGGAGGUGUAUGGAGGCGAGAACAUCGAACUUGGCAUGCGGGUCUGGCAGUGUGGUGGGAGCAUGGAGGUGUUGCCAUGUGCCAGAGUGGCCCACAUCGAACGCACCAAGAAGCCCUACAACAAUGACAUUGAUUACUACGCUAAACGCAAUGCCUUGCGGGCCGCUGAGGUAUGGAUGGAUGAAUACAGAUCCCAUGUCUACAUGGCCUGGAAUAUUCCCAUGAAUAACCCAGGGGUUGACUUCGGGGAUGUCUCGGAGCGCGUGGCCCUGAGGAAGAGGCUGCAAUGUCGGAGCUUCCGCUGGUACCUUGAACACGUCUACCCCGAGAUGCGAAUCUACAACAACACCAUUACAUACGGCGAGGUGAGGAACAGCAAAGCCAGCGGCUACUGCCUAGACCAGGGCUCUGAGGAUGACGACAGAGCAAUCCUCUACCCUUGCCACGGCAUGUCCUCCCAGCUGGCCCGCUAUUCAACUGAGGGACUUCUCCAGCUGGGACCCCUGGGGUCCACAACCUUUCUGCCAGACACAAAGUGUCUUGUUGACGAUGCCAGAGGGCGCACCCCUAGUCUGAAAAAAUGUGAUGCUGUUUCACGGGUUUCUCAAAGGCUGUGGGACUUUACACAGAACGGUCCAAUAAUCAGCAGGGACACUGGCCGAUGCUUGGAGGUAGAGAUGUCCAAAGAUGCUAACUUUGGCCUUCGGCUUGUGGUCCAGAGGUGCUCCGGACAGAAGUGGAUGAUACGAAACUGGAUUAAGCACCCCAGGCAUUGA